Messenger RNA from Mesoplodon densirostris (Blainville's beaked whale), 996 nucleotides. RefSeq names its product progestin and adipoQ receptor family member 5 (gene PAQR5). The record is from RefSeq and is a predicted model, not a curated record. The transcript has 7 exons. Lineage: Eukaryota; Metazoa; Chordata; Mammalia; Artiodactyla; Ziphiidae. Gene Ontology annotation, molecular function: signaling receptor activity. The coding region runs from base 1 to 996 and encodes 331 amino acids. Gene Ontology annotation, cellular component: membrane.
AUGUGCUGGGAGCGUGUUGGAAAUGCAGACUCACCCCAGCCCCACCGAACUGCAGUGUUCCACGAGCAGGGCAUCCUCUUCGGCUACCGACAUCCACAGAGUUCCGCCAUGGCCUGUCUCCUCAGCCUUUUCCAAAUGACCAAUGAGACCCUCAACAUCUGGACGCACUUGCUGCCCUUCUGGUUCUUCAUGUGGAGGUUUGUGAGCACCCUGCGUGUGACGGACGUCCUGAAUGACAGCUACUCCUGGCCUCUGCUCGUGUACAUGGGCGCCAGCUGUGUGUACCCCCUCGCAUCCAGCUGUGCACACACCUUCAGCUCCAUGUCCAGGAAUGCCCGGCACAUCUGCUACUUCCUGGACUACGGCGCCGUCAACCUCUUCAGCCUGGGCUCGGCCAUCGCCUACUCUGCCUACGUGUUCCCGGACGCGCUGGUGAACACCGUCUUCCACGACUACUACGUGGCCUUGGCUGUGCUGAACACCCUCAUUAGCACCGGCCUCUCCUGCUAUUCCAGGUUUCUUGAGGUCCAGAAGCCCAGGCUCUGUAAGAUGCUUCGUGUCCUGGCCUUCGCUUAUCCCUACACCUGGGACUCCCUUCCCAUCUUCUCCAGGCUAUUCCUCUUCCCCGGGGAGACUGCACAGAACGAAGCCACCUUGUACCACCAGAAGCACAUGGCCGUGACCCUCCUGGCCUCUUUCCUCUACUCUGCGCAUCUGCCGGAGCGCCUGGCUCCUGGACGCUUCGACUACAUUGGUCAUAGUCACCAGCUGUUUCAUGUGUGUGUGAUCCUGGCCACACACAUGCAGAUGGAAGCCAUCCUUCUGGACAAGACUCUAAGGAAGGAAUGGCUCCUGGCCCACUCCAGGCCCCUGUUGUUCUCUCAGAUAGCUGGAGCCAUACUUCUGUGCCUCAUCUUCAGCCUCAGCAACAUAAUUUAUUUCUCAGCUACUCUGUAUCGGAUUCCUGAGCCAGAGUUACAUAAAAAAGAAACAUAA